CCUCAUGGUUCUAUCAAAAAGAGAAAUCGUGAGACACCAUCCACCCCGACGGAGGAAGCCAGACUUCCCCAGUGCGUGGAGAAUUUCCCUUUUCGAUGGCUUGUUUGACCAAUUUGUCCAAACACACACGCACGACGCGCCAGCAACCGCUCGAUGACGCAGCAUCUUCAUGCUGUCUUACCAAGCCAGAUGGCGGGGAACUUUUGCCUGAAACGGCACAAGUUCCAGCAUGUCAACAUUGAGUUUGAGAUGGGCGCGGCUCUUGCAAAAAAAGAUGGUGCGGCCUGCGUCUGUGUGUCCUGCGGCUCACCCACUUCGGCCGGGCUGGCUCGUUCGCUUAUCGGAGUCAUCCGAACCCUGGUUCCUCGGUGGCUUCCCCGGAUCUGGGCCCUCCCUCUCCCCUGUGGGGGCUUGGCGGCUCUCGACCACACCACCUACCCUCAAUGUGGCUAUUUGGCAAUCGUUGAAAAUACAGGAAGUACGGACGGAACGCACCCCUUGCGCUGCGUUUUUACUUACUUUGUGUGUUUACGGCGGGUCGAGGUUCCGAAUCGCCCCGCACUGAUGCCUGUAUUAAGAUGUCGACGUAGGGGUACCGGAACAUUUACAGGCACAUGUCCAUACCGACACCUAUGUACCCACAAGGCGAUGAUCAGUCGGUUUGAAAGAUGUGCUGCGCUUUAUGCGACGCUGAAAAUCGUCGGAAGCGGCGCUCGUAUGGUUUGUGGUUCAUCGUGCCGCUCAUCGCAACCAUUAGACUUAAAGUCGUUCCAGAAGGGAGUGGUCCGUUCGAUGAUAGUUGACGGUUCGAUGCAACCAAAAGGUUGAGUGGGAACGCGAAGCGGAAACCGACGAGGCUUGUCUGGGCUUCGACUUCCGCUUGCAGAGGUUAAAACUUGGAGGAGCGUGCGGCACAGCCGCAAUACUCCGUAUUGCCGUGGGCAUUCGGCGUUUUGUGAGGCGAUCUCCUUCUUACUGUUCCGACCGUUUCGUUGCUUGUACGCGCGUGAUCCCAACGGCAAACAGGUUCGAGGAAAACCACGAGCGGAAAAUCUCCGUUUCCAUAUUCGCCAAGGGCAUCUUGACGGGAGUGGUCCGCCUUGCUUGAUAGGUGAGAUGAACCAGUGGGAAAAGUAGUAAAGAAAGAAUCGAGAUCCGUGCAUAGCGGUGUUAAUAUCACUGGUAUGGCAGCUCAUUGAAGGGUUGCCGAGUUUGCGCCGAACAAGUCAAACGAGUAAAAAGAAAACGCUCAUGGGCAGCUUUAGGUACCUACUGAUGUCAGAAGGACGCA
This is a messenger RNA of Chaetomium fimeti, 1291 nucleotides long. RefSeq lists its product as uncharacterized. The transcript has a single exon. NCBI's taxonomy places the organism in Eukaryota, Fungi, Ascomycota, Sordariomycetes, Sordariales, Chaetomiaceae. The record is from RefSeq and is a predicted model, not a curated record. Bases 154 to 828 code for a protein of 224 amino acids.